Gongylonema pulchrum is the source of this 285-nucleotide messenger RNA. The record is from the annotation of a GenBank genome assembly. Lineage: Eukaryota; Metazoa; Nematoda; Chromadorea; Rhabditida; Gongylonematidae.
AUGCCGAGUGUUACAGCGCGACAAAUCGACGUCCUUUCGCAGAAGCCGGCAGGAGCGGUUCUUACGGUAUAUAUUGCGACGCAAGCCGUGCUAUGUUCUUGUACUGCUGGAGAUCCUGACACUGCUGCUGCUUCUGGCGCUGCUCGCACUCCUCGUAUGGGCUAUCCAGGACGAAACGGUUCCAUUUCCCUUCUCCGAAGAUAUAUUUUUGUUUCUCCAAAAGAAGCUAUUUCAGAAAAUGAAUUGCAACUGAAGAUUUUUGCAGAAAGAAGUGGAGAUGGUUGA